AACACAGUUGCUUUGAAGUAUUCGUUCCCCGUUUGGAAAUCAAGGAUCCAAUUUUUGUGAAUUUGAGAAUUCAAGUACAUUCCAAUGGAGCCGUACAGAAUGCACACAAUCAAAAUCCUCUGGUUAUGCUUCCAACUAAAGUUGUGAAAACUUUCAUAGAUACAGACAGAGGGGUAUACAAACCUGGAGACAAAGUGAAAUUUAGAAUAAUCGUUCUGGACCAAAAACUUCUUCCAGUCAGCACCAAGAUUUCAGAAAUAAAAAUUGUUAACCCUUUAGACGUUACGGUGGCCGUUUGGGAAGAAGUCGUUUUGGAUAACGGUUUGGUCAGCCUAGAAUAUGGAAUGGUUCAAGAAUCUAUGAUUGGAACAUGGAAAAUACAAAUAUCUGGAAAAUCAAAGUCCUUUGAAGUAUCAAAAUAUACUCUACCUCGAUUCAAAAUCAAUUUAGUGUAUCCUCAGAUUAUUUACCGCAAUACAAAAUCAAUCAUCAUCGAUGUAUGCGCCCAAUAUUCCUAUGGGAGAAAUGUGGAAGGUCUGGCUUUUGUCAAAAUAUUCGAUUCUCUGGGACACAUGCGACCAAUACAUGUACUGAAGGAGAUGAAAGACGGAUGUGGAAACUUCGAGUUCACAUCUGAAGACCUCUUGUUGGCCCAAGUGAAUGAAAAAUUAAUCACCCGUGAUCAAAAAAUGUUCGUUCUAAUAACAGCAACAGUAAGUGAACGGGGAACAAACAGAAUCGAGCUAGCAAACGCAAGAUCGCAGGUGAAACUGCAAGCUUAUUCCAUGAAAUUCACGAGCCAUCCAGUUUUCAAACCGGGACUUCCUUAUCAUGGAAAACUUAAGUUCAGCGAUAUACAUGCGGAUCUUAGCAAGGAGUUGGUAGAAAUAUGUUACAAUAUAGCUAUAAAGAAGAGCUGGAACUAUGUUAAUGAUGAACAAUGUUCCAAUUUUACGGUUGAUGGGAGAAACAUAAUACCUUUCAGUAUUCUACCGAUGACGAGCAAAGUUAUUCAUAUGAAUUUGAACGUAACAGAAUUAUUUACCUCCGAAAUAAAAAGUUCAUCACAAAUUUUCAAACUGAGAAAAAUUAGGCACCAAGUGAAGAAAUUUUUUCCAGACUAUCUGCAUACCUUGAGAAAUAUCGUAGGUGGAAGGCAUUCCUUCUCAAAACUCGGAACCAGCUUUGAUAAUUUUACGUUGAAGUUCAAAUUAGACAAGAGAGUUAUAACCAAUUACCAAUUAUUGGUUUAUUACGUGACAAGAACCGGUGAGACAGUUGCUGACACAAAAAACGUAAAUGUUGAACCAUGUUUGAUGAAAGUUAAAGUAAAGUGGAGUCAAAAACUCAUGGUUCCUGGAGCAACAGCAAACUUGAGGAUUGAUACCGGGGCACACUCAUGGUGUUCUGUUUCUGCGAUAGACAAGUCAACGAAGUUUUUGUCGACGAAUCACCGUACUUUGAGUCUCGCAGCUUUGAUUGAAUCAUUUGCUUUUAACGAAAAGAGCGAAUUUCAUUCGGAGAGACAAAAUUGCGUUAUGCCUGAAAGGAAGAAAGUUAAAGUUGCUACAUUAUCUUAUGAACCUGUCAUCGCAAAUGAAACUGUCGAAAGGACAAAACGUCAUGUCUAUUCAUUCUCUGAAGAUUUUGAUGCCUAUGACAUUCUAAAUAAUUUCGGUAGUUUAAUUAUCACCAAUUUGAAAUUAGUAACAAAAACAUGUUACAAUGGUCCCCUACUGAAACACACUAAACAAGUUCAGUUUCUAACAGAUCAAUAUGAAAAUCAGGAUGAAGACCAACUGGUUUCGAUUAGAUCUAAUUUUCCGGAAACUUGGAUAUGGGAAUUAGUACCAGUACGGGGAUCCGUUCAACUGAAAAGACACCUACCUCAUUCAAUCUCAAGCUGGACCACAAAUGUGUUGUGUAUUUCAGAUGUAGAAGGAAUCGGUUUCAGCGAAGAGACUGAAAUAACUAGUUUUCAGUCGUUUUUUGUUGAUAUUCUCGCUCCACACACUGUCAAAAGAGAAGAAGUAUUUUAUUUAUAUGCCCACGUAUCCAAUUAUUGGAAUCAUAAAUUUCCAAUCAGGAUCACUCUGCAAAUGUCCACAGGUUUGGAGCUUCGCGAUGAAGGCGAAAAACCGUCUGUGUCUUUCUGCUUAUCGGAAAAUUAUACAAUCAGUCAUAAAUUUCCACUAAAAGCAACUGAAUUAGGUACCGUCAAUGUUAGUGUCACUGCCAAAACAGACCAUCAAUUUCCAUAUGACUGUGGACCAGAAACUAUUCUCUCGAAGAAAGACAGUGUACUUAAGAAAAUUCUAGUAGAGCCUGAGGGAUAUCCAAUGAAAGAAACAAAGUCGGCGUUGCUAUGUUCAGAAGAUUCAUCGCCUCCCACCAAUGUUUCUUGGUAUAUUACAGUUCCUGCAAACAUAAUUUCAGAAACAUUCAAAUCUCACAUAAGUUUGAAUGGCGAUUUACUGGGAAAAACUAUCGAGAAUUUAGAAGACCUACUAGAUGUUCCUAUGGGAUGUGGUGAGCAAAUAAUGGCAUCUGUGGCUCCAAAUUUGUACGUUUUGCGGUACCUCAAUGCAACCAACAAGUUGAAGAAAUCUGUGAGGCAGAGGAUUUUACGGAAUUUGAAGAUAGGAUAUCAAAGAAUACUCAAUUACGUUCACAAAGAUGGAUCAUUUUCUGCCUUCGGUUACCACGAUCCUAUGGGUUCCAUGUUUCUGACGACCUUUGUUGUUAAAAUCCUUCAAGAGGCCAAAGAGUACAUAUACGUCAAUCAGCGAAUAAUUGACAAAGCUGUUGCUUGGAUCUUUGAAAAUCAACUCGAAAAUGGUUGUUUCAAUACGAUGUUGCAUGUUUUUCAGGACAUGGGAGGAACAAGCAGAGAAAAUAGUACCGCCGGCUUGACUGCAUACGUGAUUCUAAGUCUUCUGGAAGCCAACAUUGAAGUCCCCAAGCUAGUUCAAACCGAUGCCAAAUAUUGUAUUCGCAGUCAGCAUAAUCCUGAUAAAUAUAGUUUGGCACUGUCAUGUUACGCAAUGUUCAAAUUGAGGUGGUACCACGAAGCAGAUAAAACACUGAAAAAGCUUUUGGCGGUUUCUGAUCAACACCAAAAUAUGAUGUGGUGGAGCCAUAAAGGAAAUUCAACAUCAGCAUCAGAUAUUGAGACAACAAGCUAUGCGCUAUUAUCGCUGCUACAUCAGAAUACAUCGGAGAAUAUGGCAAAUGCACUCGCAGUGGUACGCUGGCUAUCUUCCAAAUUUGAAUCUAAGGGUAGCUUCAAAUCGACUCAGGAUACAGUUGUAGCCUUGGAUGCAUUAACAAGAUACUUGGGAAUGGUAAAGUCGGAGUAUUUGAAUCUAAAUCUGGAUGUUGAAACAACUUAUGGCAAGCAGAACUUGAUGAUCUCUGAUAGCGAUGUACUAAAAUCCAGAAGGAUCAAUUUGAAGCAAAACAGUGGACAAGUUACUAUAAAAAUACGUGGCAACGGAUGUGUUCUGGCACAAGUAGGUGAAUAAGAAGCAUUUUCAAAUCAUUUAUUGAAGUUUCAAAAGGUCGCUACAUUGCAUCUGUUCUUUAACAAUAUUAAUCAACAUUCCUAUGGAACAAGAGUUUCUACUAUUGAUCAGUGUUCGAUUACAAGUUUAUCCCCCUGUUUAGCUUAUUCGGGACCUGACGGAAUUUCGAAUAUGGCUGUCAUGGAAGUCUCGUUACCUACAGGGUAUCAAGCGGAUCGAGCUUCUCUAUACAAAUUAGUGGAAUCGACGGAUUCGUCAGGAAUCAAAAUGUUCGAAGAGAAGACAGAUAAAGUUAAUUUGUAUUUCACAAAACUGGAUAAGAAACUCUUCUGUUUCACAUUCAAUAUAAAUGAGCACUUCAUAGUGGAAGAAAGGAAAAAUUCAUACGUGAAACUUUAUGACUACUACAGACCCGAAAAUGAAGUUCAACAAGUUUACGCGAUGUUGACAAACUGUAGUAAUCAUUUCAACGCAUCGGAUACUCCUGACAUAUUUGAAUUGGAUUCCAUGCAGGACCUGGGUUCGAAUGCAACAGUUUUGGAAACUGACACAUCCCUCGUUUAAUGGAAUCUCUCAUCACGUGGAAGUCCAAUUCCGGAUAAUAGAAUAAUAUAUGAAAAAUGUAUUUGAAUAAAAUAGUUUUAAUUUCUA
Messenger RNA from Leptinotarsa decemlineata (Colorado potato beetle), 4175 nucleotides. Its product is annotated as alpha-1-inhibitor 3. Gene Ontology annotation, cellular component: extracellular region. Gene Ontology annotation, molecular function: endopeptidase inhibitor activity. The record is from RefSeq and is a predicted model, not a curated record. Lineage: Eukaryota; Metazoa; Arthropoda; Insecta; Coleoptera; Chrysomelidae.